UCUGGUAAUGGUAUCAAACGCACACCAGAGUGUCUCUUUCCAUUUUUUUUAGAAGGUUUGCCCAUUCCAAUUUUUCAUACGUGAGAGAGACGGAGCGAGAGAGAGGGCGGUGCUGAGAUUGUCUUGAGAAUUCAUCCUCUUUCUUUCAUGACUUCAGAUUUGUCCUUGCCAAUUCCCACAGAAGCAGGUGCAAGCUUUCAUUUUAGAACCUCUCAGUUCACAGGAACUCAGCGGCCCUGGCUAGAUCUUUAUGGAGUCAGACUUCGAGCUGUUCCUUACUUUGGAAGUGCGAGCAGUAGACCUUUUGUUGAUCCGGCACUUAUACAUCGUUGCUUGCCUGAUGAACUGCUCUUUGAGGUCUUCACGCGAAUGACUCCAUACAGCUUAGGGAAGGCCGCAUGUGUUUGUCGUAAAUGGAGAUAUACUAUUCGCCAUCCGGUCUUUUGGCGCAGCGCUUGCCUAAAAGCUUGGCAGGCGUCUGGACCAGUGGAAAAUUACAGGAUCAUCCAGUCAGUAUAUGGGGGGUCGUGGAGGAAAAUGUGGCUUGUAAGGCCAAGGCUUCGAACUGAUGGUCUUUAUGUGAGUAGGAAUACUUACAUCCGAGCUGGAGUGGCAGAGUGGAAGGUUACCAACCCUGUGCACGUGGUAUGCUACUACCGGUACAUAAGGUUUUAUCCUUCUGGGAGGUUCCUUUACAAGAACUCUUCUCAAAAAGUUAAAGAGGUGGUAAAAUUCAUGAACUUCCGUACAUCCAAGGCUGAUUGCGUCUUUAGUGGCCACUACACAUUGACCAAUGACCAGGUUGAAGCUGCUCUCUUAUACCCGGGUUUGCGUCGUACUGUUCUUAGAAUCCGCCUAAGGGUAAGAGGAACAACGGCAGGGGCGAACAAUCGGUUAGAUCUUCUUUCCCUUGUUACCAGUGGUGUAAACGAUAGUGAAAUUAAUGAUCCGGACGGUGAUAUGCUUGGGGUGGUGGAAGGGUGGGAGGAGGAUGAGACGCAUAACCCCGAUGUGCCUGCUGUUUCGCAUAGGAGGGGUUUUACACCUUUUGUAUUUGUUCCGUUCGAAGAGGUGGAAACAUCAGUUCUGAAUCUUCCGGUGGACAAGAUGGAUUAUUUCGUUCCUGGCUGAUGCUUGAAAUGCAUUAGAAUCCUCACUCUCGGUAACAUGUGUGUGUUUGUAUAUAAUGUGUGUGCGUGUGUGUGUGUGUGUAUAUAUCCAACAGCCUCUACUGCUUCUGGCUUCUCUGUAUUUGUAUCUUAUAUAGCUUUGUUGUCUGUGCAUGGUUGCUGAAGUGUAGCUUCUAGUUCACCAUGCUUCCCGGACAUAGAAACGAUGCAUUCUGCACUCUUUUGUACACACCAAAGUUUGGUUUGUUGAACUGUUUAAGGAUCUAAUUCUGUCUUCUUUUUAUUAUCUCUUCUAUAUAUAAUGUGAGGUGCAUUUGGCCAAA
Magnolia sinica is the source of this 1453-nucleotide messenger RNA. Its product is annotated as F-box protein 7. The coding region runs from base 148 to 1131 and encodes 327 amino acids. Lineage: Eukaryota; Viridiplantae; Streptophyta; Magnoliopsida; Magnoliales; Magnoliaceae. The record is from RefSeq and is a predicted model, not a curated record. Gene Ontology annotation, cellular component: SCF ubiquitin ligase complex. Gene Ontology annotation, molecular function: protein binding. The transcript has 11 exons. Gene Ontology annotation, biological process: SCF-dependent proteasomal ubiquitin-dependent protein catabolic process.